Daktulosphaira vitifoliae (grape phylloxera) is the source of this 2013-nucleotide messenger RNA. RefSeq lists its product as uncharacterized. The record is from RefSeq and is a predicted model, not a curated record. Lineage: Eukaryota; Metazoa; Arthropoda; Insecta; Hemiptera; Phylloxeridae. The transcript is spliced from 2 exons. Bases 121 to 1845 code for a protein of 574 amino acids.
ACACACAUUUUGACUAACAUAUCUAUGAUAUAAAAUAAUAAAGCACUCAUUUGAAUAUGUUCAUUUUAAAUAUCACUUAAUUUUCAACCAGUUAUUUUUAAUAUAAGUAUUUUAUUUUCAAUGGAAUUUUAUUCGUUGAUUUUAAUAAUGUCUGUAGUCGUUUUAGCUAAAAAACCAGAUGAAGAAACAAAUUGUAAUCCUAAACGAGUUAAUAAUUACCGUGAAGAUUACAAAAAUUACAUCAAAACAGUGAUUGGUCACAUUCGCACAAAUAUUGGAUCAAAUGAAAUGCUUAAUAUAAAAUUGAAACUAGAUUCAAUUUGUAUUAUUAGUAUAGAAGAAGCUUUCAAAACUGAAACAAUCUACCAUAAUUUCAAAAAUAACUAUUUUUAUACAAUAAGUCUACUAAAUUUCAAGUAUACUGAAAUAUUAAAACACUUUCUCGAUUACAUAGACAUUAUUCUCCAAAAAUGUAAGCAAUUUCAUGAAAGAAACUUAAAAGAAAAUUUUAUUUCUUGUGUAACGUCACUUGUUGAAGAAGUGAAAAAUUCUAAGACCAUGUUUGAAAAUCUCUACAAUGCUAUGGCAUUUAUAAGCUAUAUAGAUGUCAGAUUUUUGUUUAAAGGAGCAAUUAUGCCGAAUGUUAUAAUUGAUGAAAUAAACUUUUUUCUAAAAUACGCAUUUCAAAAAAUAUCAGAAAACAGCCAUUUAGAUCUCAACAGUUUACCAAGUAUUGAAGACUCGAAAGUUAAUUUUAAGAGUUUAAAUGACUUUCAUACAGUAGCAUCAGAUAUAAUAAAAAAUCUCUAUCAAAAUAGUUAUGUCAUCAACACUUCUAUAAAAACCAAUUCGACAUCCAAUCAAAUUAAUGAAGAUGACUCUUACCUAGUCUAUUUAACAUGUAGUAAACUUAAAUCGUUUUAUAAUGAAAACAUAGAAAUCUGGUAUAAAAAUCUUGGGUUUGAACAAUUUCUCGAUCCCAAAACACCCGAAUUCAUACCUCCAGUUGAUCCAAAUAUUAAUAUAAAUAUGGCAAUUAAAGCUUUCAAUAUACUUCGACAGGAAUCUGGUUGGAAAACAAUGGAACAUAUAAAUAUAGUUUAUAAUGAAAAACUAUUUAGCGUAGAUUAUAUAAUGAAAGAUCCAAUAGAUAAAAUGAAUUUUCAAAUAAAAAAAGAACAUUUAAUACAAUUAAUAAAAUGUAGAUACACAGAAAUAAUUAAAAAUUACUAUAUAAUGGUAUCUGCAAUAUUGUCUAUGUGCAAUGUAGGAGUAAACCGAUUCAACUACAAUUCUUUGAUUAAAUUCUUUGACUCAUUCAACAAAUCUAAAAUAAUGUUUAUAGGUCUGAAUAAAGCCUUAAUUACUUUAAAGAAAUCAUCACUAUGGAACUUUACUUCUUUGUCUCAUACGAAUUUACAAAAAAUAUUAAAAUGGGUUGAUGAUUUUCUUUGUUUAUUGAAUAACAAUGAAUUUUCUCAAGACAAAUUUGUUAAUACAAAUGGUACUAAAAAAACCGACAUUAUAGAUAAAACAUUGAAAUAUUUUCUAAAUUUUCUUAAACAAUUUAAUAUUGAACUAAAUACCAAUUUUAAAACCAUGAACUCCCGUUGUAAUAUGAAAGAACCUUAUUAUAAAAAAUCCAAAUUAAUAAAACAUUUCAAGUAUUUAGGAAGUAAAAUGAGUACUUCAUAUUAUGAACAGUCAAUCGAAAUGUAUCAUAAUGCAUGCAAUUAUUUUGACGAGUUUUGUGAAAAUGUUUACAAAUCUUGUUAUGAAAAUUUAGGAUUCAGAAAAGUUAAUCGUCUCAACAAAACCUCUAAUGAAAUAAUAAUGGUGGAUUAGAUUGAUUAUUCUCCUACUUAGUCUUUACUGUAUAAUAAAAGCUAAGUAUCAACCAGUUGCAUUUAAUAAGUAAAUUACAUAAAAUUAUUUCUACAGUAAAUUUACUAGAUCACUUGAUUACAAGAUACAUUUAAUAUUAAAAAAUAAAUUUUUUUGUAAAUUUCCUAA